AUGCCCUGGGCCUCCACAGCAGACGAUCUAAAUUCGGUAGCCAGCCCCAUAAUGCCCUGGGCCUCCACCGCAGACCAUCUAAAUUCGGUAGCUAGCCCCAUAAUGCCCUCGGCCUCCACAGCAGAAGAUCUAAAUUCGGUAGCCAGCCCCAUAAUGCCCUGGGCCUCCACCGCAGACCAUCUAAAUUCGGUAGCUAGCCCCAUAAUGCCCUCGGCCUCCACAGCAGAAGAUCUAAAUUCGGUAGCCAGCCCCAUAAUGCCCUGGGCCUCCACCGCAGACCAUCUAAAUUCGGUAGCUAGCCCCAUAAUGCCCUCGGCCUCCACAGCAGAAGAUCUAAAUUCGGUAGCCAGCCCCAUAAUGCCCUGGGCCUCCACCGCAGACCAUCUAAAUUCGGUAGCUAGCCCCAUAAUGCCCUCGGCCUCCACAGCAGAAGAUCUAAAUUCGGUAGCCAGCCCCAUAAUGCCCUGGGCCUCCACCGCAGACCAUCUAAAUUCGGUAGCUAGCCCCAUAAUGCCCUCGGCCUCCACAGCAGAAGAUCUAAAUUCGGUAGCCAGCCCCAUAAUGCCCUGGGCCUCCACCGCAGACCAUCUAAAUUCGGUAGCUAGCCCCAUAAUGCCCUCGGCCUCCACAGCAGAAGAUCUAAAUUCGGUAGCCAGCCCCAUAAUGCCCUGGGCCUCCACCGCAGACCAUCUAAAUUCGGUAGCUAGCCCCAUAAUGCCCUCGGCCUCCACAGCAGAAGAUCUAAAUUCGGUAGCCAGCCCCAUAAUGCCCUGGGCCUCCACCGCAGACCAUCUAAAUUCGGUAGCUAGCCCCAUAAUGCCCUCGGCCUCCACAGCAGAAGAUCUAAAUUCGGUAGCCAGCCCCAUAAUGCCCUGGGCCUCCACCGCAGACCAUCUAAAUUCGGUAGCUAGCCCCAUAAUGCCCUCGGCCUCCACAGCAGAAGAUCUAAAUUCGGUAGCCAGCCCCAUAAUGCCCUGGGCCUCCACCGCAGACCAUCUAAAUUCGGUAGCUAGCCCCAUAAUGCCCUCGGCCUCCACAGCAGAAGAUCUAAAUUCGGUAGCCAGCCCCAUAAUGCCCUGGGCCUCCACCGCAGACCAUCUAAAUUCGGUAGCUAGCCCCAUAAUGCCCUCGGCCUCCACAGCAGAAGAUCUAAAUUCGGUAGCCAGCCCCAUAAUGCCCUGGGCCUCCACCGCAGACCAUCUAAAUUCGGUAGCUAGCCCCAUAAUGCCCUCGGCCUCCACAGCAGAAGAUCUAAAUUCGGUAGCCAGCCCCAUAAUGCCCUGGGCCUCCACCGCAGACCAUCUAAAUUCGGUAGCUAGCCCCAUAAUGCCCUCGGCCUCCACAGCAGAAGAUCUAAAUUCGGUAGCCAGCCCCAUAAUGCCCUGGGCCUCCACCGCAGACCAUCUAAAUUCGGUAGCUAGCCCCAUAAUGCCCUCGGCCUCCACAGCAGAAGAUCUAAAUUCGGUAGCCAGCCCCAUAAUGCCCUGGGCCUCCACCGCAGACCAUCUAAAUUCGGUAGCUAGCCCCAUAAUGCCCUCGGCCUCCACAGCAGAAGAUCUAAAUUCGGUAGCCAGCCCCAUAAUGCCCUGGGCCUCCACCGCAGACCAUCUAAAUUCGGUAGCUAGCCCCAUAAUGCCCUCGGCCUCCACAGCAGAAGAUCUAAAUUCGGUAGCCAGCCCCAUAAUGCCCUGGGCCUCCACCGCAGACCAUCUAAAUUCGGUAGCUAGCCCCAUAAUGCCCUCGGCCUCCACAGCAGAAGAUCUAAAUUCGGUAGCCAGCCCCAUAAUGCCCUGGGCCUCCACCGCAGACCAUCUAAAUUCGGUAGCUAGCCCCAUAAUGCCCUCGGCCUCCACAGCAGAAGAUCUAAAUUCCGUAGCCAGCCCCAUAAUGCCCUGGGCCUCCACAGCAGGCAAGCUUGGACCCUGGUAG
Molecule: messenger RNA, 1929 nt
Organism: Nanorana parkeri
Lineage: Eukaryota; Metazoa; Chordata; Amphibia; Anura; Dicroglossidae
Product: ice-structuring glycoprotein-like
Exons: 1
Coding region: 1-1929 (642 amino acids)
Source: RefSeq, a predicted model, not a curated record